Molecule: messenger RNA, 2578 nt
Organism: Medicago truncatula (barrel medic)
Lineage: Eukaryota; Viridiplantae; Streptophyta; Magnoliopsida; Fabales; Fabaceae
Product: MDIS1-interacting receptor like kinase 2
Exons: 2
Coding region: 16-2331 (771 amino acids)
Biological process (GO): protein phosphorylation
Molecular function (GO): ATP binding; receptor serine/threonine kinase binding; protein kinase activity
Source: RefSeq, a predicted model, not a curated record
UUCUUAGAAAAUUGCAUGCAAUUCAUUCAAUCUCAAAAAAUGAACUUGACAAAAUAUUUUUGUUCUAAUAUCUAUAGUCCAAAAAUGUGGAAGAUUUUUCUUCUUACUUGGGGUUUGUUCAUGGGGACUCAAUUUGUCAUAGUGACAUCUCAACUUCAAAUGGAAGCAAAUGCAAUACUAAAUAGUGAAUGGUGGAACACAUCUGAUGCAGACUUCAAUAUCUCCAAUCGUUGUAGUUGGUCUAGUAUAUCUUGCAAUGAGGCUGGAAGUAUAAAAGAAAUCAAUAUAUAUUUUGCAACAAGGACAUGGGUUAUUCAAUUUGAAAAACUCAACAUGUCUGUUUUUCAUAAUUUAGAAAAACUUGAUGUCAUUGGAAUUGGUCUACGAGGGCGUAUCCCAAAAGAAAUUGGUCUUCUCGCAAAGCUUGCAUAUCUCGAUCUGCGUAGCAAUUCUCUUGUAGGUGAGUUACCUCCUUCGCUUGGAAAUCUUAAAAGAUUAGAGUAUCUUGAUAUUUCUUUUAACAAUAUUCAAGGUUUCAUUCCUUCUUCACUAGGAAAUCUCACACAACUCGAGUACCUAUACAUCUCUAACAACCACGUUCAAGGUUCCAUUCCUCUUGAGUUAGGGUUCUUGAAUAAUCUCCAAAAAAUAGAUUUAUCGCACAACCGACUAAGUAGAAACUUGCCUAUUUUCCUUACAAAUCUCACACAAUUACAAUACAUUGACAUCUCUAACAAUUUUCUCACCGGUUCCCUCCCAUCUAAUUUCGACCAAUUAACCAAAUUGAAAACGUUGCGGUUAAAAUAUAAUUCCAUCAGUGGCGCCUUUUCUAUUUUGGUGAAAAAUCUCUCUCAUUUAGAAACCCUUGAGAUUUCCCACAAUUUACUCAAUGGUACACUUCGUUCCAAUUUGUUUCCAUUGAAAGAUUAUGGAACUUCCAUUGACCUUAGUCACAACCAAAUUAGUGGCGAAAUCCCUUCUCAGUUUGGACAUUUUUACAAACUUAAUUUAAGUAAUAAUAAUCUCAGUGGAACGAUACCCCAAUCUCUCUGUAAUGUUUUUUAUCUGGACAUUUCUUACAAUUGUUUGAAAGUUCCCAUUCCACAAUGUACUUAUCUUAAUCCAAGGAACACAAGGAACAAAGAUGUAUGUAUCGACACUUCAUAUGACCAAUUGCAACCUCAUAAGAAAAAUAGCAAAGUAAAGCGUAUUGUUUUCAUUGUUCUUCCUAUCCUUUCUAUUCUAAUCAUAGCCUUCUCACUUCUCGUGUACUUCAAACGUCGUCAUAAUUCUAUCAAGAACAAGCAUGGAAACACGGAGACAACGAAUAAUGGUGAUUUAUUUUGUAUAUGGAAUUAUGAUGGCAAAAUAGCAUACAAUGACAUCAUUAGAGCAACAAAAGACUUUGACAUUAAAUAUUGCAUUGGAAAAGGAGCAUAUGGAAGUGUUUACAAGGCACAAUUACCAAGUGGUAAAUUUGUUGCACUAAAAAAACUUCAUAGCUACGAAGCAGAGGUGCCAUCUCUUGAUGAAAGUUUUAGAAAUGAAGUGAAAAUAUUAUCAGAAAUAAAGCACAGAAAUAUUGUGAAGCUUUAUGGAUUUUGUUUGCAUAAAAGAGUUAUGUUUUUGAUCUAUCAGUAUAUGGAAAAAGGAAGCUUGUUCUCCGUCUUGCAUGAUGAUGUCGAAGCCAUAAAAUUCGAUUGGAGGAAAAGGGUUAACACCAUUAAAGGAGUUGCAUCUGCUCUAUCAUAUCUUCAUCAUGAUUUCACCUCUCCAAUAGUGCAUAGAGAUGUAUCUACUAGCAAUAUCUUGCUAAACUCAGAAUGGCAGCCUAGUGUUUCUGACUUUGGCAUAGCUCGACUCCUUCAAUAUGAUUCAUCUAAUCAAACAAUAGUUGGUGGAACUAUUGGAUAUAUAGCUCCUGAGCUUGCAUAUACUAUGGUUGUAAGUGAAAAAUGUGAUGUAUAUAGUUUUGGAGUAGUGGCACUUGAAAUUUUAGUGGGAAGAUAUCCCGAGGAAAUAUUGUCAUCACUUCAAUUAACAUCAACUCAAGACAUCAAAUUAUGUGAAGUAUUAGACCAACGUCUCCCACUUCCAAAUGAUGUGAAAGUUUUACUUGACAUAAUUCAUGUUGUUGUAGUAGCAUCUGCAUGCUUAAAUCCAAAUCCUUCCUCUAGACCAACAAUGAAAAGUGUGUCACAAAGUUUUUCCAUUGAGGUUACACCAUUAAGCAUUCCUUUGAGAGAAAUUUCAGUGAAGCAACUCGUGAAUCAAGAACUCAAAGCAUUAUUUCAGAUCGUGAACCCUAAGCUAAACUUUGAGAUUAAUUGAUUUGAGUAUUUUAUAAUUCAAUAAAGACAUUGUUAUUGAUGAAUGAUGAGAUAUCAACUUAAUAAUAAGAAUUUGAUUUUGUAACUUUGUUCAAAUCUUAUUAGAAACAGUUGUAAAAUUUGUCCUUCCCAGUAUAUUUUUUUUUGGCUAAUAGUCUCUGCAUAUAUGUCUCGUUUUGGUUUUAGUCCCUGUAAUUUUUUUGUUGUAGUUUUUGGGUUCCCAUAAUGAAGUUUGCAUACUUGUAAGA